GCUGACUGCGCGGCUCCGCUCCGCUCGGUCCGGGCGCUGCCCAGGCGGCGGCCUGAGGGGAGGCGGCGUGAGCGAUGGAAGAGUUAAUAGUUGAACUUCGUCUCUUUCUUGAACUUCUGGACCAUGAAUAUCUAACAUCAACUGUCAGAGAGAAAAAGGCAGUAAUUACGGACAUCCUGCUGAGGAUACAGUCCUCUAAAGGUUUUGAAGUGAAAGAUCAUGCUCCGAAGCAAGAGGCCCCCCACAGCCUGCCGGCCCCUCCCCAGAUGCCCCUGCCCGAGAUCCCGCAGCCAUGGCUGCCUCCUGACAGUGGGCCGCCACCGUUACCGACGUCCUCUCUCCCAGAAGGUUAUUACGAGGAAGCUGUGCCGCUGAGCCCUGGGAAAGCUCCAGAAUACAUCACCUCAAAUUAUGACUCGGAUGCAAUGAGUAGCUCUUAUGAAUCCUAUGAUGAAGAGGAGGAGGAUGGAAAGGGGAAGAAAACGCGACACCAGUGGCCCUCAGAGGAGGCCUCCAUGGACCUGGUAAAGGAUGCCAAGAUCUGUGCCUUCCUGCUGCGGAAGAAGCGCUUCGGACAGUGGACCAAGCUACUCUGCGUCAUCAAAGACACCAAACUACUGUGCUAUAAAAGUUCCAAGGACCAGCAGCCUCAGAUGGAACUGCUGCUCCAAGGCUGCAGCAUCACGUAUAUCCCGAAAGACAGCAAAAAGAAGAAACACGAGUUGAAAAUCACACAGCCGGGCACAGACCCCCUCGUCCUGGCAGUCCAGAGUAAGGAGCAGGCCGAGCAGUGGCUGAAGGUGAUCAAAGAAGUCUACAGCGGCUGCAGUGGGCCCGUGGAUUCCGAAUGUCCGCCCCCGUCAAGCUCCCCGGUGCACAAGGCAGAGCUGGAGAAGAAACUGUCCUCAGAGAGACCGAGCUCAGAUGGGGAGGGUGCCAUAGAAAAUGGAAUCACUGCAUGUAACGGGAAAGAACAGGUUAAGAGGAAAAAAAGUUCCAAAUCCGAGGGCAAGGGCACCGUAUCGAAAGUCACUGGGAAGAAAAUCACCAAGAUCAUCGGUCUGGGGAAGAAGAAGCCGUCGACGGACGAGCAGACCUCCUCAGCUGAGGAGGACGUCCCGACCUGCGGCUACCUGAAUGUGCUGUCCAAUAGCCGCUGGCGGGAGCGUUGGUGCAGAGUCAAGGACAACAAGCUCGUUUUCCACAAGGACAGGGCCGAUCUGAAGACCCACAUCGUCUCCGUUCCUCUCCGUGGCUGUGAGGUGAUCCCUGGCUUGGACUCCAAACACCCCCUGACAUUCCGACUGCUUCGCAACGGGCAGGAGGUGGCUGUGUUAGAGGCGUCUUCUUCUGAAGACAUGGGCAGGUGGAUUGGAAUUUUGCUGGCUGAGACGGGGUCUUCGACAGACCCCGGGGCCCUGCACUACGACUACAUAGAUGUGGAGAUGUCUGCGAAUGUCAUUCAGACAGCCAAACAGACCUUCUGCUUCAUGAACAGGCGAGUUCUAUCUACUAACCCGUAUCUAGGGGGCAUCUCCAACGGCUACGCCCACCCCAGUGGGACAGCGCUGCAUUACGACGACGUCCCCUGUAUAAACGGCUCGUGGGAACCCGAAGAUGGCUUUCCUGCUUCCUGUAGCGGAGGCCUGGGAGAAGAGGUGCUUUAUGAUAACGCAGUCCUGUACGAUAACUUGCCGUCUCCGAAAAUCUUUGCACGCCACCCGCCUGCUGACAGGAAGGCUUCUAGGCUAUCUACUGACAAACUGUCCUGUAACCAUUACAAACACCCCACCUCCUGCGGUCUGCCCUCCACUCAGUCUGUCACUAACACGUCUUCUGUGGGGAGGGCGUCCCUCGGGCUCGGCUCCCAGUUGAAGGGUAAAAAGCCCCCAGUAGCCUCCAAUGGAGUUACAGGAAAAGGAAAGGCUCUGAGCAGCCAGCAGAAGAAAGCGGAUUCGGCAGCCAGCGUGAAGCGCACACCUUCAAAUGCUGACCAGUAUAAGUAUGGCAAGAACCGGGUCGAAGCAGAUGCCAAGCGACUGCAGUCCAAGGAAGAGGAACUGCUGAGGAGGAAGGAAGGCCUGCGGAACAGGCUGGCCCAGCUCCGGAAAGAGAGGCGAGACCUGAGGGCUGCCAUUGAAGUGAACGCAGGCAGGAAGACCCAGCUGAUCCUGGAGGAGAAGCUGAAGACGCUGGAGGAGGAGUGUAAGCAGAAGGAAACGGAGCGUGUCAACCUAGAGCUUGAGCUGACGGAGGUCAAGGAGAGCUUGAAGAAAGCCUUGGCUGGCGGGAUCACCCUGGGGCUGGCCAUCGAGCCCCGGUCGGGGACCUCGAGUCCACAGUCCCCAGUCUUCAGGCACCGGACUCUGGAGAACUCGCCCCUGUCCAGCUGUGAGACCAGUGACGCCGAGGGCCCGGUGCCUGUGAACAGCGCAGCCGUCCUGAAGAAGAGCCAGCCGGCCGGCAGCUCCCCCUGCCGGGGGCACGUGCUCCGGAAGGCCAAGGAAUGGGAGCUGAAGAACGGGACAUAGAGGAGGGGCGGGAGCGCCCAGCGCCAGCAGGCGUUGCCGCCCGGAUGCCCCCGCAGGAAGCUGUGCCCACGUGGCUCCCGCGGCAGGACACGGGGUUUGUGACUGAGCCCCAAGGCCGUCCCCAGACCCGGCUCAUGUGUAUUCUUUCUACUGUAUAAUGGUGUUCUUUAAAGAAAUUGACCUGUAACGUUUUGGUUUCCAACUUUAUUUGUUAAAAAACAAAAAGGGAUGAAAGGUAUUGUACAAGAAUCCUAUGGCAGGUGGAGAAAUUCCAUCUUUUCACCCAGUGAAGUGAUGGCUUUAAGCAGUGUGAACCCAACCCCAGACUGAAGGUGAACGGGGCUGCGCGCCCUGGGCACAACCCUACAUGGGGCGUGGGUGAGCGGGUCCCGAGCCCUCGGCCUGGCCUCUCCAGUGAGUGUCACCAGCGGAGGUGGGUGCUGGGACUGCCCUGCCCCUCUGCCAGGGGGCCCGGAUGCUCGUAGCUGUGAUGCAAAUGGCACAAACCGCUAGUGUCUCUGCGGCCCCUCCCCACACACCCGCCUCCUCGUCCCUAGAGGAAUUGUGCUGUGACCGCAGUUUUUACCUUUUAAUUUUUUUUUUUCUGGACAGAUGCUUUUGUCACCAGGACAAGAAAAGCUGCCAUUCUUUUUAAACUUUUAAAAAAUGUUCUCUUUUAAUCAUGUGCCGCACUUAGCAAUAAGGGGUUUUUCGAGAUUCUGUAUGAUGUCUUAUUAAUGAUCUGUGCUGCUUUGGAAAGGCAGCGAGGGUUUCUGAUACUUCACUGAUGUGUGUCCUUCCCCCAUUUCCAAUGACCUGGCGUCUCUCCCGCUGCAGAGCCAACGGGGUCCUCAGCUGGGCAGCCUCACGGGUCACGGUUAGACUUCCCUUCCCAGGACGCUUACUAAUUGGGUGGGUCCAUCCCUUGCAAAGGAAGCAGGUUCUGCAAGUUGUACAGUUACAGACCCAUAGCACCGCGGCGCACGAGAAGGACUUCGAGAGAAACAGAGCGAGCUCCUAGUCCCCUGCACCCGCUGCCUCCAGUUUGCAGAUCAAAGCCACGCACGUGUCUGUGGACUUGGGUGCCAUCCUCCUCUCUGGACACACGGGCCUCAUCGGCUUGUCACUUUUCCUGUUUGCCUCCUGUGUGGCCUUUCUUGGGGUGACCAGGCGCUGAGGCCUAAAGGGGACAGAGAGAGCUAGCUUCUACUCUGUGGGCCUCAGAGCCACACUUCUUCUUUGUCUCCAGGGACGGUCUCAGGAAUUGUUACGAAGGUGCAGUCACUAAUCAGGAACUAAGGGUCAGGCACCCCAGCGCCUUCUGCAGACCCAUGCAUUGGAGCAGGGCCCGUGUGGAGGGCUUUUGCUGCCGAAACGUGGAGCCGUGGUGAGGCGCGCCUGGCCUGCCCCCCAAGACGGCUGUCCUUGUCCAGACGUCCUGCCUUCUCAGCACAUCCCGGGCUGCCACCCCUUCUGCAGGCGCUGUGGUCAGGGCUGGUUUUGCGCCAUGGCCAUCUGUCUGCACGGGCCGUAUUCGAUUUUACUGACUAGGCCAGGAAAGUAGGCCAGUCUCUGGUGCAGGAGGCAGUUUUCCAACAGGAAUCGGAAGCUGUUUAACUGGAGUCCACCUGAAACUUGAAUUUAUUGCAAAGCCAUGUGCCAGGAGCAUCUGUGGUUCAUGGGCUGUCACCUGGCACUGUCACUGACACCCACAGGUUAGCAGGCUGAGGCACACCCCACCAGCACGGGGCAUGGUUGACCCCAGCAACCCCGAGCAGGAGGCUGGGAGGGAGCCUGCCAAAGCCUCAGGCCCUCUUCCCGCCAGUGCUGGGUGGGGCCUGUUCCUCCCCGAGUCCCUCUGUCCGGUAGGAAGCUGGCCCACUGCGCCUGUGCAGCUCCUUUUUUGUGAAGGGAGAAGGGUUGCUCUCCCCUAGUUCUCUGCUGCCUGCGGGUCCAGCACUGUUCCCCCAGUUAAGGCUCUCGGGCCCUUUUGUGGGCAGCCAGCUCAGCCCAGAGAACUGCCAGGCUCAACUGUUCUAGGAAAGGAGACCCUGGCAGCCUGUGUUCUCCACCUCAGCCCGGCGGAGGUGGGCAGCACUCAGGCGGCGGGUAGACCAUCAGCGGGGCAGCCUCAGCGCACCUCGCCCAUUGCCUUCCUGGGCCGGGCAAGGACGCAGCCGGUCAGGUCUGGGGCCUGGUCUGUAGACUUCUGGCUACAUGUUUUGUGUUUCUCAAGCCCCGGGUUUUAAUUCACUUUCAUACCAUAGGCUUUUUAAAGAGGACGGUGAACUUAAAUCCUGUUGGGUUCCAGGGAGCUGUUUAAAAUGGGCCCCAUGAGGACAAGGCUGCUGAUAGCAUAUGUUCCCUCCAUGUUUUUAGAUUUGAUCGGAAAGUUAGUUUAAAGCACUUGCUUCAAAAUAAGUUAUUUAUUUGUAUAUGUUCAGUAUAGUUUUUAAUUUAUAUCUGUAUAUAUUAGACACACAUUAGACAUCUUGUCAGGAUCCUGACAAUGACCUUGUUUUAUUACCCUCCCAAACCGGGCCCCAGGGGUGCCCCCUGCCCCUGGGGAGGCCCCGAGACAUGGAUGGAGCCGGUGGGUGGGGGAGCGCCUGACCCCAGUCCCUCGCUACUGGGGCGCAGGUCACGCUCUGCAGGGAGAAGGCAGAUUCCUUUGGAAGUGUCACCUGUUCCCUUAACAGUUAGUCAUGUUCACAGAGAUCCUGACCAACAGUGGGAAGACCGUGGCGCCACACGGAGGGGCUCGCAUGCGCGGCCCUGCCCCGGCCUCCCCACUAGAACGUGGAGCCACGCUGUCAGCCUCAGGGGUCUGCUUCUGGCUUCUUGCUGGUAAGGUGCCAUCAACCUUCGAAGUCCCCUCCACUUUUAUAUUUUUAUAAUGUUUUUAACUCCUCCACCAACCUUUUGCACAAAAACGGUGAUGGGGAAGGGCUCACGGUGUCACCAGUGCCAUGGGCACAGGCGGAAGCAUUUGCUCCCCCUCUGCCCAGAGUCUGUAGAGGGUCAGGCGGGGCCCAGCUGUGGGGGGCACAGAAGCCAGCAGGCCUUGUCCAGCCUCAGGACGGUUCCACCACCCGCAGGGUGACCUGAGUGGGGCUGGGGAAUGACUGGGCCCAGAUGCCAGACUCAGCGUCCAGAGGGCGAGGCCUCUCGCACACAGAUCUUCCCAAGGUCUCCUCUUGGGAGGACUCUGGUGACAUUAGGCUGUAGGGCGAAGCCAGUCUUGUCCCCCUGUGGGUGCCCUCAAGGUGGCCAGGCCUGGCCUUUACCUCGUCCACCUCACUUGUCCGGAGCUGUUUCUGGCUGUUCUAAAAACCCUAAGCCACUCGGGAGAGGUCGGAGGUUGCCACUUUUUGCAAAGUCUGUUUCAAAAUGUGUGUCCUAGGCCCUGAAGGCAGCCCCAGGAAGGAGAUGCAGGUUCGCUUUCAUCGCGCGACAGUUUGGAACUUUUGUGCAGGUUUCCAAGGGGACAGCUGUGAGGCUGCGGGUGGGCUGUGGGGCCUGGGAGACUCAUUCCACACCUCUUCUUGCCAGAAGGAGUGUUAACUGUCAGCAGCUGUUUGGGGCAAAUGUGAACUGGCCCACCGACCCAGCCCACAGGCAUUGUUCUCUGCUUAUUCACCAAGUCAUGGGAUAGGAACCUCCUGAGGAUGAGCGGCUGGUUGGGCCCACUCAGGCGAUGCCUCUGUCACCAGAGAAACUGGUGGUGUCACCUCUCUGCCUGGCGCAGCUGGCAGGUGGCUGACCACCAUCCCGCCUGUGCUGACCCUUACAAAUAGCCUCUUCCAGGAGCACGACCACCGGAAGUCUAGGCAGAUGCUGCUCCCUUUACGUAAAGGCCACAGCGCCAUUGAAAUGUUACACUAUUGCCUUCCUCCUUUUUCCUAAAAUAAUUGUUAACGGGGAAGAUAAUUUCAAAUCAUGGCAUGGUUUUAAGGAGGGCAAUUAUCAGUAUUUCUUUGUUCCUGUUAUUGCUGUCUCAUUAUUAUCCCCAUGAUGGGCUAGCUUGAUACUGUGAAAUAAACUAAAAGUUUUGUGCCAUACACACACACACAGCCCCGCAUCGCAGAAAGAGCGACAGCUCGUUGAGUGGGAGGCAGGACAGCUUGUCUUCGGGGAGCUGUGGCUGCAUUCAGACGCACCCGUUUGCCCGCCUCUCGUGGAGCACUGCCCGUUAGAAAAGCUUACUUUUAGGGUGCACAAGCGUGACCAGGUAGCUCUACUUGACGCCAUGGGAGACGUUUUCAAAAUGGGCUCAUCAGAUCAUAAUUCUUAGGGACCAAAGGUGUUUUUAUAAUCUUUGUAUUUGAUUUUCUGACGAGAAGGGAUGCUUAAAUUUUAACAUCAACUUUUAAAUUACAGGUCUUCAUCAUUAAGUGACCGUAGCUAUACAUUGUAAUAUGUUUUCAUAUUAAGAAUGUAAUUAUUUCCUUAUUGUAUUUUUUAAAAACUAAAGUCAUAUUUAAAAUUCUCUUUGAAAGAAGCAGGCAGGAAACAGGAUUUUUUUAAAUUAAAUAUGUCGGCAGUGCCCAUUUUAAAUGACUGUAAAUAUGUUUUCACUGUGUUUCGCAAUGUAUUUAAUUCAUAAAAUGAAAAAUUUUAUCAGAAGAAACCUGCAAUGGAAAUAGUAGUCCUCCGUCCAUUUGCCCCAUUUUGUAGUCACCUCACUUGAACUUCUUUACUAAGGGAUUUUUCUACUGUUUUCCACGGUGUAGCCCACAGACUGGCGCCCUGCGGCGUGACUCAUUUCUGUAUUAUUAAUAAAACUCUUCCAACCAGG
Hipposideros armiger (great roundleaf bat) is the source of this 7329-nucleotide messenger RNA. RefSeq names its product actin filament associated protein 1 (gene AFAP1). The record is from RefSeq and is a predicted model, not a curated record. Gene Ontology annotation, cellular component: cytosol. Lineage: Eukaryota; Metazoa; Chordata; Mammalia; Chiroptera; Hipposideridae. The transcript has 18 exons. Gene Ontology annotation, molecular function: SH3 domain binding; SH2 domain binding. The coding region runs from base 75 to 2531 and encodes 818 amino acids.